AUGUCCUACACGAUUGCAGGAAUGAAGAUCCCGAGCGAGCACCUCGUGCUGGGUGUGUUCGGUGCGAUCGGUGCCGCGGCGUACGCGGGUAUGAGCGGUGGCUCGUCGAAGAAGGAGAAGCCCUCCGUGGACAAGGUGCCCCUGAAUGCUGAGAGCGCCGAUGAGGAGGCCUUUAUCAAGCAGUUCCUUGCCGAGGCCGCCAAGGAGGACAGCAAGUAA
This is a messenger RNA of Malassezia restricta, 219 nucleotides long. Its product is annotated as F-type H+-transporting ATPase subunit k. The transcript has 3 exons. The coding region runs from base 1 to 219 and encodes 72 amino acids. Lineage: Eukaryota; Fungi; Basidiomycota; Malasseziomycetes; Malasseziales; Malasseziaceae. The record is from RefSeq and is a predicted model, not a curated record. Gene Ontology annotation, biological process: proton motive force-driven ATP synthesis.